Oncorhynchus tshawytscha (Chinook salmon) is the source of this 952-nucleotide messenger RNA. Its product is annotated as nuclear receptor coactivator 2-like. Gene Ontology annotation, biological process: cellular response to hormone stimulus; positive regulation of transcription by RNA polymerase II. Gene Ontology annotation, cellular component: nucleus. The record is from RefSeq and is a predicted model, not a curated record. NCBI's taxonomy places the organism in Eukaryota, Metazoa, Chordata, Actinopteri, Salmoniformes, Salmonidae. Gene Ontology annotation, molecular function: protein dimerization activity; nuclear receptor binding. The coding region runs from base 473 to 952 and encodes 159 amino acids. The transcript has 4 exons.
GCUGGUACAUUGGUGUGGUCUUUCUCUGACAGCUGGUACAUUAGUGUGGUCUUUCUCUGACAGCUGGUACAUUAGUGUGGUCUUUCUCUGACAGCCAGUACAUUCGUGUGGUCUUUCUCUGAAAGCCGGUACAUUAGUGUGGUCUUUCUCUGACAGCUGGUACAUUAGUGUGGUCUUUCUCUAACAGCUGCAGGUACAUUAAUGUGGUCUUUUUCUGACAGCUGCUGGUACAUUAGUGUGGUCUUUCUCUAACAGCUGCAGGUACAUUAGUGUGGUCUUUCUCUGACAGCUCCAGGUACAUCCGUGUGGUCUUUCUCUGCCAGCCGGUACAUUAGUGUGGUCUUUCUCUGACAGCUGCUGGUACAUUAGUGUGUUUCUCUAACCUCUCCUGGUUGGUGGAUGAUUGUUAUGUUGUCUAUAUAACUGUUCUCUCUGUGUGUGUUGUCUCCACAGACGCUGAUAUGCAGUGAGGAUGAGUGGCGUCGGUGAAAACCUCUCGGACCCUGCUGCCAGGGCCGAGUCACGGAAACGCAAAGAAUGUUCCUCUGACCUACUGGGUCCCAGCCUCAAACGAAGCAACGAGAAGAGAAACCGCGAGCAUGAGAACAAGUACAUUGAGGAGCUGGCCGAGCUGAUCUUCGCCAACUUCAACGACAUCGAUAACUUCAACGUCAAGCCUGACAAAUGUGCUAUUCUCAAGGAGACUGUCAAACAGAUACGACAGAUCAAGGAGCAAGAGAAAGCAGCAGCAGCCAAUGAGGAGGAGGUACAGAAGGCGGAUAUCUCAUCAACGGGCCAAUCCGUCAUCGACAAGGAGGCUCUCGGACCAAUGAUGCUGGAGGUGAGUCUGAGAGCUGCUGCUACUGCUGGGCUGGACCGGGCUGGGUUGGGCUGGGCCGGCUGGCCUAUGGAGCGAGCUAACAGAGUCUGUACUCAGAGAGUGUGGGUGUGA